Molecule: messenger RNA, 4132 nt
Organism: Panicum virgatum (switchgrass)
Lineage: Eukaryota; Viridiplantae; Streptophyta; Magnoliopsida; Poales; Poaceae
Product: probable 2-oxoglutarate-dependent dioxygenase At5g05600
Exons: 3
Coding region: 165-1034 (289 amino acids)
Source: RefSeq, a predicted model, not a curated record
AUAUGGUAUUACCAUUCAUCUCAGGGCCAUAUAUGUUCAACUGAUGCAAGCACUAUAUAUCAUCAGAUGCCAUGCGUGUGUAAGUGUAAGCUACUUCAGUUGCAGGCAGGCGGGUCUUUCUAUCUAGUCGUCUUAAUAAUUAAACCACCAGCUAGCUAGCUCCGAUGACUAGCUGCUUCAACGGCGGCACCGGCUGGCCGGAGCCCGUGGUGCGCGUGCAGGCCGUGUCGGACACCUGCGGCGACACGAUCCCGGAGCGUUACGUCAAGCCGCUGUCGGAGCGGCCGUCGCUCUCGCCAGCCGCCGCCGACGGCGCCGGGGGCGGCCCGAACAUCCCGGUCGUGGACCUGUCAAUGCCGGACGCGGACGCGACGUCCCAAGCCGUGGCGGCGGCGUGCCGGGAGUGGGGCUUCUUUCAGGCGGUGAACCACGGCGUGCGCCCGGAGCUGCUGCGCCGCGCGCGCGCGGCGUGGCGCGGCUUCUUCCGGCAGCCCGCGGAGGUGCGCGAGCGCUACGCGAACUCGCCGGCGACGUACGAGGGCUACGGCAGCCGCCUCGGCACCGCCAAGGGCGGCCCCCUCGACUGGGGCGACUACUACUUCCUCCACCUCCUGCCGCCGUCCCUCAAGAGCCACGACAAGUGGCCGUCCCUGCCUGCCUCGCUGCGGGAGACGACGGAGGAGUACGGCGAGGAGGUGGUGCAGCUGUGCCGGCGGGUGAUGCGGCUGCUGUCGACGGGGCUGGGGCUGGAGGCAGGGAGGCUGCAGGCGGCGUUCGGCGGGGAGGGCUGCGAGGGGGCGUGCAUGCGCGUCAACUUCUACCCGCGGUGCCCGCAGCCGGAGCUCACGCUCGGCGUGGCGGCGCACUCCGACCCCGGCGGGAUGACCAUGCUGCUGGUCGACGACCACGUCAGGGGCCUGCAGGUGAGGAGCCCCGACGCCGCCGCCGGCGAGUGGAUCACCGUCGACCCCGUCCCCGAUGCCUUCAUCGUCAACAUGGGCGACCAGAUCCAGAAAUCCGUCGGGGUCAACUGACCCCGACGCAACCACACAGCUCCGCCCCUGCCUGGACCAUAGCAUCCACUAGAUAGAACAAGAUACCAAACAAAGGAUCGCCGAAUCUGGUUGAUCGUGUCAGGACUCAGGACGGACCUCUCGACAAAAGGACGAAUAAUUCGGAAUCUCAUAGAGAUAAGGGUAGGUUUUCUAUUGCAUGGAACCUCUCAUACAUUACACUACAAUAUCCCAGUGCAAAUAUUCAAAAAAAUGUUGGACCAGGAUAAUUUCGUUCAAAAAAAAAAUCUGAUAGCCGAUAGAAGCUAAGCUAAGACCUGCCCGUAUCUAGCUAUAAGUUAGUAUCCAUGCCCUUACAAAAUUUUAAAAGUAUCGUCCAUGUAUCAUUGUUGUCCUCCAAGCCGAUUCUCUUAAGAAUAUAGUAGUAGCAUCCUUUAAGACAUUUUAAAUACCAUAGAAAAUCAUAUUAUUACAAAACUAAUACAUAUGCCCAUACAUUUUUCAGAUAUUCAAUCAUAACAAUAUACUCCUAAGAAUCAUGUGAUAUGUUGACUAUAAAUAACCAAAAACACCAUCUGAUAGAGCGUAAGAGUUAGUGGCAUCCUUGAAUGGGUAACACCAUUUACAACUUCAUUUUUUCACCCAUGUAUAGGAAAUUGAUACCUCAUGUACCUCCUUACAUGUAAGAUGUAUGAAGGGUUUUAGUUUCAAAAUGUAAAAAAAAAUGUUAACAUGCACGUGUGAUACCAAAUAAAUGCACUGUUCAAAACAUAAUUCAUUGUGGACUAAUAAACUAAUUUGAUUUUAUAGCGUCAGUGCCUUUUGUUUUUCCUAUAACCUUGAUCAAAAUUAGAUAAGUUUAAAACUUAGGAGAAAGUAAACCUUCUACAUUUUGAAGGAGGGACUAACUUUUUAUUAUUACAAACUAAAAAUCUAAAAGAUAAAUCUUAUUCUUUUUCUUGGGAACAAAAACAUCUUGAUGACCCCAAGACAGAAAAGGCAGGGACUUUUCGGUCCUUUAAUUUCUUAAAUAAAUUAAAUAAAAAGGAAACCAUCAUGAUGAUCCCCGAUACACGUGCUUCAUCAUGUUCUCGUAAUCCUUGAUUUACAUCGGUCUUGUGCAAGUACUCAUAGCUAAUGGACUAUACUACUGUAUCAUGAAGAUUCAACACAGUCAUGUGAGACUGAACACUGUGCACAGCUUGGACACCCAGGGUCCAUGGAUAAAGGUGAGAGUGGGAGUGAGACACCUACGUGGCUACUUUGUCUCCUAGCUUGAGCCAAGUUAGGCCCCGUUUGGCAGGGUUUCGGCUCUUCCAAAAACAGCUCCGGCUCUGGCUCCUCAGAUGGAGCGGCUUCUCUGGUGGAGUUGGAGCCGUUUUAGAAAAUGUUUGGCAAAACAACUUCACUUGUUAGAUUGAUGUGUAAGCCGCGUGAAACCAUGAUUUCAUGGCUUCAUCUUGCCUGUGUAAGCCGCCGCCGGCUUCAGAACCGGCUUCACGUGUGAAGCCGGUCCUGAAACAAACGUUUGGGAGGGCUUCACGUGAAGCCGCUCGUGAAGCCCUCCCAAGAGCCGUGCCAAACGGGGCCUUAGUGUGCACUGGCCAGAGACGCGUACAAUAUCUUGUUAUACUGGAUGUGUGUCUGGCUCCGUCUGGUUCUCUCUAGCGGACCUAGCGCUGCAAAGAAAUUUUAUAUGUAUGUAGUACUAAACAAAAUUUAUUUAUAAAUUUUUUUAUAGAUAAGUAUAACUUUGCGCAAUGAAUCUAAUAAGCAUAAUUAAUUCAUAAUUGACUACAAUAAUCAUUCUCAAAUCAUGCGAUUAAAGGCUUUAUCAGAUUCGUCUCGCGAAGUAGUGCAGAGAUUGCGGAGUUAGCUUUGUAAACUAUCUUUAUUUAUCUCUAACUAAUGAUCAAAGCUGACUAUAUAUAACAUGUGCUACAAAACCAAACUGGACCUUGGAUUUGCAUCCGCCAUCCGGGUGCCGUUGCUAUCCUAGAUCAGGUAGCUGAUCUGUGAGAGGCCCUGAGCCAUUCGCUUACAAAAAUGCAGGUCCGUGCACGUGGGACUAGCUAGUGGACUACCGGCAGGCGGCAGCCUCGAUUUCUCACCCCAUCAGUCCAUCAUCCAUCUGAAGAUCGAGCUAUCUGAAUUAUUUUGCCUCGCUGACUAGUCUAAUGGACUCUCUUGUCGCUUAGCAUUCCGCUGAUGCAACGAUUCUGAUAGGAUAGUUGUGUGGGGAGGGAUCCAAAAUUAGUGGCAAUAGCAGUUCGCAAGAGGAUAGUUUUUUUAGAAAAAGAAAAGUUUCUGACCUCUGCAACCGCACAGAGCCAAUUCUUACAGCAAUCUCAGCUCCGAUGUUUACGGUAAGGGGGAAAAUGACGUGGCCUAAUAGAGGUUGACAAAGUUCACUAAUAGACAAAUCGCAGAUAGCGGCCUAACACUCUAUCGGUUUAUAUGUAAAUAAAGUACUAAAACAAUAUUAACCCAUUAACCCAUCCAUCAUAUAUACGCAUGCAUAUGCCUGCAGGUGCUGAGCAACGCGGCGUACAAGAGCGUGGAGCACCGGGUGUCGGUGAGCGCGGCGGGGGAGCGGCUGUCGAUGGCCUUCUUCUACAACCCGCGGAGCGACCUGCCGAUCGCGCCCAUGCCGGAGCUGGUGGCGCCCGGCCGCCCGGCGCUGUACCCGGAGAUGACGUUCGACGAGUACCGCGUCUUCAUCCGGCAGCGGGGCCUGGCCGGCAAGGCGCAGCUCCAGUCCCUGCAGGCAAAGGCCGCCGCCGCUCCUGCCGACGACGACCCAGCUGCCGGCGGCUCGCCGUCCUCUAGCUAGCACACAGCUGUAACCUAGCAGCAGCUACUACCGAGCUAUACCUUAAUCAUCUGCCCGCGCAGGCCAGGUUUCAGCUAGCUGUGCUGUGCAUAUCGUCGUUGGAUUGAUCUCGGUAAAUAAUUUGAUAUUUAAUUUCUGUGGAGCUGAAUUAGUGUACAUUCGUCCCAUGCAACUGAAAUUAAAUGUCGUGAUGAGCAGUAAAUUAAAUGUACGUACAUAUACAUAUAUACAAAGUGGAGAGCUAAGCUCUUGAUCAUCCAAAUGCUAGAGAUGAUCGAUUGUUUUA